CUCCAUCACAAACCAUUUCCAAUUUCGUUCGCUCGGCACACGCAGAGAACGAGAGAGCUCACUCCAGAGAUCUCCUCCGACUCGAACUUCGACUCAGUGAAUCACUGAGAGCUCCAAAAAGCUCUUCCUCUACAAGUCCAAUAAAAUGGGGUUGGGAUUGCUAGCCUCCAAGGCCCUCAAGCCUACAGCCUCAAGACUUCUCAGCUCCCAAAACCCAAGAAGCCUCCUCUUCCUCUCCAGAACGGUGACGUCAACCCCGGAGCUCCAGAAGCCGGAACAGGCUGCUCAGGCCCAGCCCGAACCUACGCCGGAUCUUCCACCUCGGACGCCGUUGGCCGGAGCCAGAGUCCAUUUUCCCAAUCCUGAUGACGCCAUCGAGGUCUUCGUUGAUGGAUAUCCGGUGAAAAUCCCCAAGGGGAUGACGGUCUUACAGGCCUGCGAGGUCGCCGGUGUUGACAUCCCUCGGUUCUGCUACCAUAGCCGGCUUUCUAUCGCUGGAAACUGCCGUAUGUGUCUCGUCGAGGUCGAGAAGUCGCCAAAGCCCGUCGCUUCCUGUGCCAUGCCCGCUCUUCCUGGGAUGAAAAUAAAGACAGAUACUCCAAUAGCAAAGAAGGCUCGAGAAGGAGUGAUGGAAUUUUUGCUGAUGAAUCACCCAUUGGAUUGUCCAAUUUGUGAUCAAGGUGGAGAAUGUGAUCUGCAGGAUCAGUCCAUGGCAUUUGGAUCUGACCGUGGCCGGUUUACUGAAAUGAAGAGAUCUGUGGUGGAUAAAAAUCUUGGUCCUUUGGUGAAGACUGUAAUGACUCGGUGUAUCCAGUGUACAAGAUGUGUCAGAUUUGCAACUGAGGUUGCUGGAGUUCAGGACCUUGGCAUGUUAGGGCGUGGCAGUGGUGAGGAAAUUGGGACUUAUGUUGAAAAACUCAUGACAAGUGAACUUUCUGGCAAUGUGAUAGAUAUCUGUCCUGUGGGAGCCCUGACCUCAAAACCUUUUGCAUUUAAAGCCCGGAAUUGGGAAUUGAAGGGCACUGAGACUAUUGAUGUUACUGAUGCUGUAGGAUCCAACAUUCGAAUUGAUAGCAGAGGUCCAGAAGUCAUGCGCAUUAUUCCACGGUUAAAUGAGGACAUAAAUGAAGAAUGGAUAUCAGACAAGACUCGUUUUUGUUACGAUGGUUUGAAGAGGCAGAGGCUAAAUGACCCUAUGAUUCGUGGUGCUGAUGGUCGAUUUAAGCCUGUGAGCUGGCGUGAUGCCCUUGCAGUGGUUGCUGAGAUUGCUCAUCAAGUCAAACCGGAGGAAAUUGUUGGAGUUGCAGGUCAGCUGUCUGAUGCAGAGUCCAUGAUGGCCCUAAAAGAUUUCUUAAACAAAUUGGGUUCAAAUAAUGUAUGGUGUGAAAAGAAUGGGAUGUUCCAUGAUGCUGAUCUCCGCUCUGGGUAUCUUAUGAAUACUAGCAUUUCUGAUCUUGAGAAGGCAGAUGUUUUCCUCUUGGUUGGUACCCAGCCAAGAGUAGAAGCUGCUAUGGUAAAUGCUAGAAUUCGAAAGACAGUUAGAGCUACUCAUGCUAAGGUUGGAUAUAUUGGCCCUCCAGCUGAUUUUAACUAUGAUCACGAGCAUCUUGGUACAGGCCCUCAAACACUUAAAGAAAUUGCAGAGGGUCGCCAUUCAUUUUCCUCGGCCCUUUCAAAUGCCAAAAACCCUGUAAUCAUUGUUGGCGCUGGGCUUUUUAACAGGAAGGACAAGGAUGCAAUUUUUUCUGCUGUGGAAGCCAUUGCAAAAUCAGCUAAAGCUGUCAGGCCUGAUUGGAAUGGUCUCAAUGUAUUGCUUCUUAGUGCAGGCCAAGCUGCAGCACUUGACCUUGGACUUGUGCCAGAAUCUGAAAAUUGCCUCGAGUCGGCAAAAUUUGUGUACCUGAUGGGUGCAGAUGAUGUAAACUUGGAGAACAUUCCUAAGGAUGCCUUUGUGGUUUAUCAAGGGCACCAUGGCGACCAGGGUGUAUAUCGUGCCAAUGUAGUUUUGCCAGCAGCAGCAUUUAGUGAGAAGGAAGGGACAUAUGAAAAUACAGAAGGUUGCACACAACAAACCGUGCCUGCGGUUCCCACAGUCGGUGAUGCCCGGGAUGAUUGGAAGAUAAUAAGAGCUCUAUCUGAGGUGGCAGGGGUCCGUUUGCCCUAUGAUACACUCACAGCCAUUAGGUCUCGGAUCAAGACUGUGGCACCGAACCUUUUGCAUGUCGACGAGAGAGAGCCAGCUACAUUUUCAACUUCAUUGAAGCCGCAGUCCAAUCAGGAAUUAAGUUCAGAACCGUUCGGGACAGCCAUUGAGAAUUUUUAUAUGACCGAUUCCAUUACCAGGGCAUCAAAGAUAAUGGCACAAUGCAGUGCGUUGCUGCUAAAGAAGUGAGGUGAUUUUGUAUUAUUCUAAUUCCUAAUAAAGAUUUAGAUUGCCCCUUUUUUCGUUCUAUUUCAUUGUUAUUUAAAAAUCUCUCCUUUGAAUCUUCAUUUAGGCCGUGCAAAGGCCUAGUUUGGCCAGAGCUUCUGGAACAUUGGAAGUACUUCCAAUAAAAGUAUUCUAAGCAUUCUAAGCUUUGUUUCAGUUGUGAUACGUUUUGCAAUGUAAAAACAUUUUCCUUGUAAAACUGGUUGGAUGUAUAAUUUGGGAUUUUCCCAUCUUGUUUCUUA
Molecule: messenger RNA, 2670 nt
Organism: Ziziphus jujuba (common jujube)
Lineage: Eukaryota; Viridiplantae; Streptophyta; Magnoliopsida; Rosales; Rhamnaceae
Product: NADH dehydrogenase [ubiquinone] iron-sulfur protein 1, mitochondrial
Exons: 5
Coding region: 146-2392 (748 amino acids)
Biological process (GO): ATP synthesis coupled electron transport
Cellular component (GO): membrane
Molecular function (GO): NADH dehydrogenase (ubiquinone) activity; iron-sulfur cluster binding
Source: RefSeq, a predicted model, not a curated record